Molecule: messenger RNA, 6640 nt
Organism: Spirometra erinaceieuropaei
Lineage: Eukaryota; Metazoa; Platyhelminthes; Cestoda; Diphyllobothriidea; Diphyllobothriidae
Source: the annotation of a GenBank genome assembly
AUGGAAGGCAUUGGACAGAGUUUUGCCUUACCCACUGCUGUUGAUGAUGACUUUUUGCCAGAAAAUUCGGCUAUCACCUAUUCCAUUGCUAUUAAAUCACCUGAAUCGGACUCCUUCCACGAGCCUGGGACGCUGCGGAAGGUUGAGCUUCCUAUAGAUACCAGCAGAUCAACACCGACGUGGGUAGCGAUUGGGCCAUUUCGACUGGUUUACCAAGCAAAGGACUCUUCUUUGGCUCUUGAAGUUGCCCGAGAGCUAGACAGAGAGGCCCAGGCAGAAUAUGAACUCAUCCUGUACGCUGCAGACAGUGGAGGGAAACAGAACACGAUCUGUUUGUACGUGCAUGUGUUGGAUGUCAAUGAAUUCUCGCCAACAUUUGUCUCCGUCACUCGAGUAGGGAACGUAGAAGUCUCCGAUAUGUUAGAUCAGGGAAAUGGCUGGCGAAUGAUUCAAAUCUAUGAAAAUAUAUCUGUUCCGUCGACACUAGUUCAGGUUGUGGCAGAGGAUAAAGACGCUCCACCCGCUAACAAGAUAAUCUACAAACUUGGUCCCGGUUUCCCCCCAAACGAAGUGCUUACCACCUUCUCACUGGAACCUCUCAGUGGACGACUGACUCUUGAGCGUAGCCUUGACUAUGAACGCACAAAACGGUAUAAGUUGGCAGUAUUGGCUAUUGAUGCGAACUGUGAUUCUACCCUAGAAUCGGAAAAUUUGACGAAACGGCUUCUUAAGAAAACCGUCCGAGCCAUAACAGAAAGUAUAAAAAAGGAACGUAAAACCGCAACCCUUACUCUAGACAUCCGCGUAAAAGACUGCAAUGACAAUGCUCCUGAAAUUAAACUUCAGGGUACAGUCGGCGAUGGUCAAACCCGCCCAAACGGCGACAUCGAGACAGUGGAAGUGCCGGAAAACUCACCACAGGGAAUGUCCCUGGUAUUUUUCAGCGCCACGGACAGAGAUCAGGAUGGUACAGGAUUAACAAUGUGUCACCUCCUAAACUGGACACUUAAAUUUCGAAUUCACAAGUUUGCCGACUUCUACAGUCUUGAAACAGCCGGCGAAUUGGACCGCGAGCAGAAAAGCGAGUAUAUCCUGACAAUUGAAUGCUCUGAUAGCGGCAACCCAUCGUUAGUGAGCCAGAAAUCGAUUAGAGUUGUAUUGUUGGAUGAGAACGACGAGGCUCCUCAGUUUACUCAACCUAUUUAUGCUUUUCAUGUAGCUGAAGGAAGUCCGCCUGGUACCCUCCUGCUCACGGUGGGCGAAAAUCAACCAAUGCCAGUGACCGCCUUCGACAGAGAUAUGAACAAUUCUCUAGUUUAUCAUAUCGAACCGAGCACCGCACCAUCCCCUAGAUUUGAACUGGACAAUUCAGAUAUGGGCGACCAAUCCAUCGACUACCAGUUGUUUGAUGUCGACGCAUCCAGUGGCCAGCUAAGCACCAAGAGUGUUCUGGAUCGUGAACAGCGAAAAAGUCACCAAUUCAGUCUCUGUGCUAGUGACGGCCAGCACAAAACAUGCGCUGAGGUUAUCGUCCAUUUAGACGACGCUAAUGACAACCCGCCCAUGUUUGAGCGCGAAACCUACAUUAUACGCCUGACUGAAAAUGAGCAAAUUUUCGACCCUCUCAUCAUCUUUAAUGUUACCGAUGUAGACAUCGGAAAUCAGGGCUUUACAUUUGCCAUCGAACCAUUCCAGACUUCCGGUGUCAGUUCAAGCGAAUCUGACAGUGCCGCCGCUGCCGCCUCCAUUUUCUCAUCAGAAGUCAGGACAUUGCACCGUCACUUCAGCAUUCGCGACAAUAAAUUGUUUCUUCGGCAGCCCCUAGAUCGGGAGAAACGGGCUCACUUUCAUUUCAUGGUUCGUGUUACCGACUCGCAAAAGGUGAUGUCAAAUGGUUUGGUUCACUCAAAAAACCUUUCCAGUACUGCAGAAAUCUUCGUGGAGGUAGCUGACACAAACGACAAUGCUCCUGUUUUCAUUUUCCCUAAUUCCAGUGCAAGUAGCGAGGGAGGAAAUCAGCUAAACGUUUCUUGUAGAGAGACCAUGGGCAGUUCGAUUGGCCACAUUGAGGCGACUGACGCGGACCUCGGUAAAAAUGGGACUAUCGUAUAUUCUGUCAUCCAGGGUCCCGUCUCCAAUGAACUCUUUUAUCUCGACAAGCAGUCUGGGGAGCUGUUUGUUAAUUCUGGCAGCCUGAUGGAUAACUGUGAUUCAGUUUUUCUCUUGGUGGUGUCAGCCGACGAUUUAGGUCCGCCACAGAGUAAAAAAGGUCGUCUGCUACCCGUGGAACGACUGCUUAUUCGUCUGCAAAACCAGCCGACCCUAGCAGAGUACAUGUCCUUGAGCUCCCGGCAACAAGUCAAUGAUCAAGAUGGGCUGGAUGGUACUCGAGGGGAUGGUGGCUACUUUGGCAUGCCAGCAAAGACUAUGCUCAGUGUUGUUCUUGGAGGGUGUAUCGUCUUCCUCACAGGUCUCUUCCUGGCCUGGCUAAUCCUCAUGAUCUACAACAGGUCAAAAAGGCGUCGCCGUGAGCGUCUUGACAUGGAAUUUCAGGCUCAGCGGUGUCUUGAUGCGGCAGCCUCACACUCCGAGUCCUUCCUACACCCUCUUGCAAAUUAUCCUCCUCAAGUAGGCCUGCAAACUCAAGGCCCCGUAUUGCAGUACGCCGUCAGUCUUAAGGACUACUCACCCAGCAGAAAAGGUAGUUUUCAGCAUAUUAUGAAGUCUGAGUAUUUGAGUACCAAUUUAUUUGGGUGUAUUGAAUUUACUUUCGUCCUAAAAAUUCACUUUCCCAUGUGGCAGCACUUAUUUGCGUUAGCUCACAAGUAACUGCCUUAUGUACCAGAAGAAGGUGGUGAAACUCAAAAUCUAGCUUACAAGGAAGGUUUCUGUGUGUACACUUUUUCAGAUAAUAACCGCGGUUUUCCUGACGUCCGAAAAUGCUUUUAAUAUCUCUUUUAUUAGUAAUAUUUCAAUUUGCUUGCUUUAGUUUUAAGGACUUUAGUACCUUCUUAGAUUAUCUGUUUCAGUACAACUUUCUCAAAAUUGGCUUCUUUAGCAUGAUAUCCAUGAUGCUUGUUGGCCAGUUGCUUUUUCGGUGUAAGAUUUGGUACGCUGUUUGUGAACAUCCACAAAGGCUAUGCUUUACGUUCUUUUUAAAAAUAGGUAAUUCGUUCAUUGGUAGCAAGAUUAUGCCUUUAAAACUUCCUACGAAAAUGGCUCGAUUUAGCAUAUGCUGUGAGAUGGAUAAGCAAGCUGGUCACACCAGGUCCCAGGCACGGAAUUACGCGGAUUCUCAUCAAUGUCAAUCGACCCAGCAGGAAGCGAGCUGCAUAGUUCUAGAUCUAAAUGGCGAAUACAUCCAGUGCACGGGAGGUUAGCUUGCAAGUCCCAACAAUAUUUCAACUUUGACGGAGGUGCCACCAAUGCCAGCCGUCAACGCCUUACCCGAAGCCGACGCACUCGUUUGCUGCGGAGACAUGUUCCGAUUUAUGAGGAUGGACUGUACUGUGACAAGCAAUGAUUUGACUCAAACGUAAGAGCUCUAAGGAAAAAAACAAUCCCUGAGAUGGACGCUUGACUUCGGUUUACUCAACUAAACCAUUCAAAGUCUCGUUUUGUUUGCAAACCGCUGUUUCUACAGAUAGGAGAGGAAUUAUAAGACGCGAAAGUACGUGGGAGCGUUGACAUUUAGAGCACACUCUACAGUCAUACUCCAGGAAAGCUCUGUUUAUUUGAUCCUCGAAUUUCCACAUAUUGAUAGAAUAACAAUAUAUUUUGAAAGAGUAACAUUACCAACAAAUACAAGAGAGACUGGGGUGGCUAGUUCUGGCUUAUUCGCAGGGAUGACUGAGUUCCGUAACACGUUCGAUGAGCGCCUCUCUACCACUUUAUAUUGAAAAAUGUCUGACAAUAUAAUAGCUUUUGCUGACCGUUAAAAACAGUGCAACCUUGAAGGCAGACAUCCCUAACCAGUCCACAAGAACGCCGGGCUAGGCGUCCAUCCUGCCCUCUCGCAUAGUGUAUGAAGGAGUUUAUGAAAUAAAUAAAGUAGCAGAAUAACGCAUAGUUUCAUAAACGGAUAUAAACAAAUGGGUUUUUGAUUGCCAUUCAAAUGCAGAAGGGAGGUCGAUCCUGGAAACUAUUCUGAAUAUUUAGGUUACUUCUUCCUCAUGCGCUUAAUUCUUAUCUAAUGUAUGUCGGCCCAGCUUGUGACAUAAAUGUAUGUUUUUGAAGUCGUCAUAAUAAGUGCCUGGUCCCGGACGUAUAUUCACUCGGCAUGAAGAGGGGAAAACGCUUAAAGUUUAAGGAACCUAGGACCAGCGUAUGAAAAUGAGCGUUUGUGGAUUACUGAUAACUUAAAAGUUGAAUAGUCGCAGACUUAACCGUCGAAUCAUCGAGAAAGUUUAUGAAGUAUUCAACGUUCCAACGGUCAAAAGACAAUUUUUCCCCACAGUCCCAAGUAAUCAUUUUAAGGAUUUCACGCAGAAAACAUUAUUAGCGAGCGGGGAUCAUUUAGACGUGUUACCACUGGCAAGUAAUGUUAAAAUGUUCUGCGAUGUGGAAAUUACAUAGUGAAGUUUGCUAUUAGCGCUAUUCACUCUUUUUCUUAACUGACAGUCGUUUUUAAACCAGCAUGCACUUCUUGAUCUUGAUAAAAUUUAUACAAACAACAUUUAUUACUAGUUAACUCGUAUGUCACUGGUGUAGUUUUGAGUUGGUGCAACAGUCGUUAAUCAAACGUUAUUAAAAAUUUGUUCCGACAAUCCACGUUUUGACUAAUUUCCGCCUGUCUCAUGUGAGAAAUGAACCAAUGCAAUAUUCAAAAUACGUAAAACAAUAUGAAUUGUUAGCGUUAUAAGCAAGAAACUAUUUCACAUUUCUAAGGCUUUUUACUUCUCAAUGGUUUCGGUCUUUUGUAUAAAUAGAAACGAACGCAUUUUCAGGUUACCCUAAGUUGUAAAGGAAUCUAACUAAAAGUAGUUUACGUAUGUUUGAGGCUUAAGACAACUAACAAUGUCUGGCCGGUUAGUCGUGGAUGAAUUAUACUCGAGGGCCGAUAGACUGCAUCAAGCACGAGCAUUAGUACAGUGCAACCUUGUUAGAAUAUACCGAGCAGAAUGCAUAGUGUACGGCCAAGAGCGGCUGUUCGCGCUGUUCAGGAAAUGGCAUAACGCCCUCUGAUGGCCGUAGUUCUUCAUAAUAUGAAUCGUCAUGUACUGUUAACCAGCAAAGAAUUUCUAAGAUUAUGUCGUAAAGGAUUAUCCGGAGAACAAUUCAAAUAAGGUGAUGCAUUGAGCUAUAUGACUUUGCGGUAUUGCAGAAACGUUUCCCCGGUAAAUAUUUUUAAGCGAUUACGCCUUUUGUAGAUACUUCCAAGUACGGGCGUCAGUAUUCACGGAAAGAUUAGUCUGGCAUGCAUGGGGGAGCUAAAUAUUAAUUUUCACUUUUAUUUAGUAUAUUGUCUGCCUCGGUCUUGGCUAAUAGCUUAGGCCAUCCUCCAUGGGCCAAAACUGGUGUAGGGAGAGCCACCAUUUGAAUACCCGAAAAUAAUGCGGUAUAAUUCAGGCCAUUCACAAGACUUCCUAGACUGCAGCUGGUGUCUCAGCGGUUGAAUUGCUUUUCUCUAUAAAUUAAACACAAAAUGACUUUGGGUUACGAAUCUAUUAGCAGCUUCCAAUUUCAUUGACAUCCAUGUAAGUGUAAUUUCAUUCUCCAUCAGAGGAUAAAAACAUUUGCCAGAAUAGUUUGUCCUUUCAGACUUCUGACGACGACAAAAAAUCUAGAAAACAUUUUAGAUUCCAUGCAUUCUCUACGUAGCACGGUUUCGUCUAUGCUUACUUUAGUUCAGAUAUCAUUUAGCUGUCAUCUAUAUCUACUAAGUAAGCACAUCAAAAGUUGCCGAUACAAGAGAAGGUGCCAGUUACAGGAAAUAAUUGAUCAGAAGAAGAAGAAAAAGAAGAGGAAGAAAAAGAAGAAGAAGAAGAAGAAGAAGAAGAAGAAGCGAUCGCAGGAACAAGGGCUUUAUUCUCCUGACAUUUAAAAUUCUCAAUUAAACCCAUCAUCAGAGACAGUCGCACUGUCAGUGUCUCUGAUGAUAGGUUCACAUGAGAGUCCGAAACGUCAGGCGAAUAAAGCUCUUGUACCAGCAGUCGCCCCUUUGUCUUAAUAGUAUUAAUUGCAUUAAAAUCAGAGAUUCACGCAUAAUGCUAAGCAUCCUGAGCAGUGAUUUUCUUUGUCUACUAAUUUUAGAUCACUUUCUAAAGAACAACUGAAGAAAAUUUACACUUUUUCGAGUUCUUAAAUUUGCCCAAAAAAUUAUCGUCGAUAUUUCAAACAGUUGAGCUUAUACGGCAUUCCCGUUUAGGAGAUUGAAUAUCAUUAAAGGAUCUACUGUAAAAAUAAAAUCAGUCUGUCUUAUUUUCAUUUGUUUCGUCCUGAAACAAAUUCUUUAGUUGUAAUCAAACUUUGGCCGAUGACUCUGUAACACGACUGCAGUUUACGAAAAACGAUGAGACACCCGAGAUGAGCGAUGAUAAAAGCAAAAAUCAUUUACUUUUUUCAUCUUUCAGUUGGGGAUUCGUCCUUCGUUAUACGGAUCCUUCUAAAGGAGCGCAAUAUAUAUGACCUACAAAGCUAA